Molecule: messenger RNA, 1765 nt
Organism: Protopterus annectens (West African lungfish)
Lineage: Eukaryota; Metazoa; Chordata; Ceratodontiformes; Protopteridae
Gene: CMPK2
Product: cytidine/uridine monophosphate kinase 2
Exons: 4
Coding region: 77-1633 (518 amino acids)
Biological process (GO): dTDP biosynthetic process; retrotransposition; dUDP biosynthetic process
Cellular component (GO): ribonucleoprotein complex; cytoplasm; mitochondrion
Molecular function (GO): dTMP kinase activity; single-stranded RNA binding
Source: RefSeq, a predicted model, not a curated record
CAGAGUUCAAACAGCCCUGCUAUGUAAGACACUUAAAAAGAAGCCAUCAGAAAACUUACCCCCUAACUGUCAGGUGAUGCGACUCCUGUCUUUUUAUUCUGACAGUUACACUUCUUUAGAAAAAGGGUUUUUAGUUCAAGACCUUCAUAGCUCUUCAGAGACAGAGCAUUUGCUGAAGUGUUUACUGCUGGAACAUGAACAGUACUAUCUGUGCACAUACGAUAAAGAUUCAGAUGGAUGCAUAUGGCAGAGCCUAAAUUAUUUUAGGGGUAAAGGCAGCGAAAUUAGGAGAACGCGUAUUCUUCCUGUUAAAGGGGUCCCGUUGUACCCUUAUAUUUUAAACAGCAGCAAUUCUGCGGUGUUCUACACCUUUGCAGGUGCCUGCAGUGUUUUGAGGGAGUGUAAAGAAAUAAUUCCUGAGGUCAAGGGUAUUCUGGACCUUGCAGGUCAAUGCACUAUUAAAGCACCAAAAGGAGAUUUUCCAGUGAUUGUCAUUGAAGGACUUGAUGCAACAGGCAAAUCAACACUAUGCCAUGCACUAAAGGAUCGCCUAAAUGCAUUUCUUCUGAAAUCACCACCCAGCUGCCUUAGUCAGUGGAGAAAGACUUUUGAUGAAGAACCAACACUUAUUAAGAGAGCAUUUUAUGCUUUGGGUAACUACAUUGCUGCUUGUGAAAUCGCAACACUGUCUUGUAAAGCUCCUGUAAUUAUAGACAGAGUCAAGUUUCUGUCAUCAGUUAACAGUAUGAGCUUCUCUAAAUCUUCACACCAGGAUAUCUCAUUAAAAAAGGAACUACAAACUUUACUUUCUACCAUUCAAGAUCUCUCUACAAAAAUUGACAAAUUGGACUUGAACUUGGAAAACUUUAAGGAAAAAUCUUCUCAACAAAUGGAAACUAUUCAUCUAGAUCUUAGACAACAAAAAGAACAAAUCAAUGGAAUAGAAACAUCUUUAAAUGACAUGGACUCUAGAAUUCAGGUAAAUGAACACAAUCUAGAAAGCCUUUUAAAGCAAAACUCCCUACUGUCAGCAAAAAUAGAUGAUCUAGAGAACAGAUCUCGAAGAAACAAUAUCAGAAUCUUCGGGUUGCCGGAAAAUGUGGAAGAUAAUAAUAUGGAGAAAUUUUUAACAUCAUGGUUACCAGAGAUCCUGCAGCUUCCAGAAGCCCUUUCAUAUGGAAUUGAAAGGGCUCACAGAUCUUUGUCUUCAUCAAAAAUUAAUAAAGCUGACACCACAAGAUCCGUCAUAGUCAGAUUUUUGUCCUCUUAUGACAAAGAAAUUGUCCUGAAGACAGCAUGGUCCAAAUCUCCCAUCAAAUUUAAAGAUAAUGUUAUCCAGUUUGACAAUGACUAUUCUUCUUCAGUAAUAGCCAGAAGGAAAUUAUUCUUGCCAUUACUCAAAGAACUUAAAAAAGAAACACAAAUUAAAACACAUUUAGUUUUUCCAGCAAAGCUAAAAAUCUUUCUUCAAGGCGGUCCCAAGAUUUUUGAUAAACUUGAAAAAGCCAUCGCAUAUAUAAAAUCAAAUAAAAUCCUGGAUGAUAUGGACUGGGCUUCCACUAACCUCAAGAGAUUAGUGGAAAAUGGUUCCUGGAAAUCUCUAGACCACAAAAAGAAGCUAAAAAAAAAAUAAAUGACUUGAGCUCUAUUUUAUUUUGUUUUUUUUUUACAUAACCCAGAAGUCUUGUGAGAUGAAAAUGGUUCAACAGGUGAGUGUUGUAAUUGCAUUUUUUCCUUCUUCACUGGUUUGUGUUAUGAACUACUU